AACGGAAAUAGAUGCAUUACAAAACCUGUCAGAAUUGGGAUCACCUCAUAUUCCAAAAAUUCUUCUUCAAAAUGACAACACACUUGUAAUGACUCCAGUUGGCGAGAGAAUUAUUAAUUUGCGAAAAAAAGACAUCAGUGAUAUCAUAACCACCUUCCAAAAAGUUCACUCACGUGGGAUUAUACAUAGAGAUCUCAAAAAAUUUAACUUCCUUCGUAAUUUGGAUGAUUCAAGUGAAAAUAUUCUUAUUAUCGAUUGGGGUUACAGCACAAACAACUCUGAAAGCACCACAUUUUCAGGGGCAUUGGGAUGUAUGCCAGAUUAUGUCCUGCAAUCAUUAAUCAAUGGAGAAGAGAUUGUUUAUGGACCACAAGUUGAUUUGAUCUGCUUUGUUCGUUUAUUCUAUCUAAUGCUCCAUAGACCGAGAGUUCCCAUUGACAAGAAUGAUAAUAUUGAAGAAAAAGCAC
Molecule: messenger RNA, 467 nt
Organism: Paraglomus brasilianum
Lineage: Eukaryota; Fungi; Glomeromycota; Glomeromycetes; Paraglomerales; Paraglomeraceae
Source: the annotation of a GenBank genome assembly